ACAAGGAUCUACACUCAUUCACACAGCGAGCAGAAUGAGAGCAGAGCUCUGAGGAAAGGAUUUUAUUUUAUUUAUUUUUUUGACGUGCAGAGUGUCGAACAAAGUAACCUGCUGAGUCCGACAAAACCACCUGAGUUCUACAGACGGCCGACAUGUCGGAAGAAGCGAGCUCACAGGACGGGAACGGCAAAGUCAGCCGGGUCAUCAGGAUCGGAACUCGCAAGAGCCAGCUGGCGCGCAUCCAGACUGACAGUGUGGCCGACAAGCUGAAGGAGCUCUACCCGGACGUCCACCUGGAAAUAGUUGCCAUGUCAACAACAGGAGAUAUAAUCCUUGACAGAGCUUUAUCAAAGAUUGGUGAGAAGAGUUUAUUCACCAAAGAGUUGGAGAACGCCCUGGAGAGGAAUGAGGUCGACCUGGUCGUUCACUCGCUGAAGGAUCUCCCCACCAGCCUGCCUGCAGGGUUCACCAUCGGAGCUGUGCUGAAGAGGGAGAACCCCCAUGAUGCAGUGGUGCUCCAUCCAAGCAACACAGGAAAAACUCUGGACACUCUUCCAGAGAAAAGUGUUAUUGGCACGAGUUCAUUACGCCGCGCUGCCCAGCUGAAGAAGAGGUUUCCCCAUCUGGAAUUCAAGGACAUCCGUGGGAACCUGAACACGCGUCUGAAGAAGCUGGAUGAGAAGGACGACUUCGCUGCCAUCAUCCUGGCUGCUGCCGGCCUGAAGAGGAUGGGCUGGGAGAACCGAAUCAGCUUGAUCCUGGAGCCUGAAGACUGUAUGUACGCUGUUGGACAGGGGGCUUUGGCAGUGGAGGUCCGGGCCAGAGAUGCAGACAUCCUGGAGAUGGUGUCUGUCCUCCAUGACCCCGACACUGUGCUGCGCUGCAUUGCUGAGAGAGCUUUCCUCAAGCAACUGGAGGGCGGCUGUAGUGUUCCUGUGGCUGUGCACACCAAGGUGAAGGACUCCCAGCUCUACCUGACCGGCGCUGUGUACAGUCUAGAUGGAUCACAGAGCAUCAAAGAAACCAUGCAGACCAGCAUCGCUCCCGGCGACGAGCAGAGCCUGGAGAGGGUGGACGAGCAGGUCCAGAGAGUGGGAGUCACAGCCAUCAAAGUCCCAGCUGAAGCCCAGGAUGCGGCUGAGCGGCUGGGCGUCAAACUGGCUGAUUUACUACUAAGCAAAGGAGCCAAGGAGAUCCUGACGGUGGCCCGGCAGCUCAAUGACGCCAGAUAAUCCCAUCCCAUAACCCCCUCCCCCUCCCCUUACGCCUCCAAUGGAAGGGACUGUUUGUUCAGUCUAACGCAACCUUGUUUCAAAUAAAACCACAACCUUUGUCUUGUGUGGUGCUAAUUUAAAGCCCACUUGAUUAAGAAACUGUGUUGUGGAAACACUACUUGAACCAAAGUUGCGCUCAGCACAUCAGUUUGUCAGGAGUCCCUUCUGUUUGUGGGUCUUGGUUUGGGUGCUAGCCUGUACUUACCUCAGUGAACCAUCUCCUUAACCACACACACAUCAGCCCACUGGGAUGAUCACAAAACGGCCUUCAGCACCUGCAUCACCAACUGAAAUGAGUCCAGGACGUGCCACCGUCAUCCAAGUGAAGCAGAAAGGAAGAGCUUAUCCACACUGUUGUUACAAACACAAACGCAAAUGUUGAGUCCAACGCUUGCCCGUAGCAGAACUGGAGAGCGAGGCUGGGAUCCGCACAGCUCUGCACUGAACCGGACAUUUUAACGCUCGAAGCUGUAGCUUCAGAACCCUUCCCUCAGUUCAGUUUUCUGUUCUUUACAAACAGAGAUGGUUUAAGUUUUACUUACAGUGUGAAGAAUGUUUGCAUAAACACAAAAACGGCUGGCAAGAGCACGUGAUUAGCACUGUGUUCGCACAAACAUUUGAAUGUGUGUGUCUGUGAAAUGAUGUGGUUAUUCCAGCCUCACUGAGGUUCCUCUGAUACGUGAGGCUCAGGCUGUGCUGAGGGUCUGGUGGGAUCAUAGCGAUGGUAUUUUCAUAUAAAUUUGAGACUAGAAUUCUUUCCUUAUCUAACUGCUUUAUACGAAAACAAAUAAAGCAGCAAAUAUUCGGUGUGUUGCUGAAAACUACGCUAUAACCUUUAAAUUAAUGAUAUAGCAUGUAUUUAUUUAUAUAUUUUCAUGCAUAGACUUGGGCAGAAAAUGAAACAGACACUUGCUAAAUUCUGAAGAAAUAUUUGAGGGAAGAAUAUACAUUUUUUUGUGCUCUUCAGAGUAACACUGUCUACCUAUCUGUUCCUGUACCUGGCCUGUAGUUGUAGCCAGGCAACAGGACUAGUUCUCUGCUAGUUUUUAGAUUAUGACUUCCUGUACUUUUUAUCAUCACAAAAUAUUCCCAAACAGCAGAAAUUGUCUCGUAAGCGAGACUGUUUUUGUUUUUUCAGUCAGCUGACUGGCAGCGAGCAGCAGCAGGUGGGUUAAGGAGCUGGAGCUGGCCCCAGGCCAAAUAAAGUGACUUAAAAUGAUAUGUACCAUUAAAAUGAUCUAAAAUUAAAAACUAA
Molecule: messenger RNA, 2529 nt
Organism: Xiphophorus maculatus (southern platyfish)
Lineage: Eukaryota; Metazoa; Chordata; Actinopteri; Cyprinodontiformes; Poeciliidae
Gene: hmbs
Product: hydroxymethylbilane synthase
Exons: 14
Coding region: 153-1232 (359 amino acids)
Biological process (GO): heme biosynthetic process
Cellular component (GO): cytoplasm
Molecular function (GO): hydroxymethylbilane synthase activity
Source: RefSeq, a predicted model, not a curated record